Echinococcus granulosus is the source of this 390-nucleotide messenger RNA. RefSeq lists its product as hypothetical. NCBI's taxonomy places the organism in Eukaryota, Metazoa, Platyhelminthes, Cestoda, Cyclophyllidea, Taeniidae. The transcript is spliced from 3 exons. Bases 1 to 390 code for a protein of 129 amino acids. The record is from RefSeq and is a predicted model, not a curated record.
AUGGCUACGGCUCAAAGGCUUCUCACCGCCUCUCUUCUCCUUAUUUCGGUUCUUAUUCCGCUUAUCUCAGCUCGCAGACCAGGCACUCCACACUGCCCUCUCCUCCCCCUCCUCCUCUUCCUUUCAGCGAGCUACUACGUCCAUGGACUGAAAUUUUCUCGUCCCUGUGAAAACAACACCUAUGAUGAGAUGACGGGAAAUUUCAAAUGUACUGUGCCGACGGGCGCUGAGUGUUUCCAACUCUGCCAACAAUACGGCUGCUACGAGUGGUCGUUCUCCUCUUUCAUGCCUAGCACUGACAUGCAUGUGCGAGAUCACUUUCGCUGUCGGUGUAUACAGGAUAUCUGCCUCUACAACUACGUGCGAGUCAGGGAUCGCGACUACGAGUGA